CACGGGCCUUAGAUUCGCUGAAGCACUUCAUUUCCUUUUAAAAAUCUUGGGCAAGUUGGAAUUCUUAUAUUCUUUAGGCAGCUUGACUGAUACAAAGUUCACACAUGUUAAAGGAAGGAAUAAGAGACCCAGCCUGGCAACGGGUGUUAGAAGAAGAAUUCCGGCAGCCUUAUUUCACGGAACUUGAAGAAAAAUUAGCGGAUGAAUACGAUUCCGGUGAACUGAUUUAUCCAGACAAAACCAGAAUAUUUCAGGCACUCAACCUUACCCCAUUCUACGAGGUACGGAUAGUUAUGCUAGGAAACGAGCCCUACACCGACGCAACCCCUAUUUCUGAUUAUUCACAAACUGUUCCAAAGGCGAAUGGCUUGGCCUUUUCGGUGCCAUUUGAAAUGUCCACUAUACCACGCACUUUGCAAAACAUUUAUAAGGAAUUGGAGCACGAUAUUGGCUUUCUAAUACCCACACAUGGCUGUUUGGAGAAGUGGGCACAAGAGGGCGUUCUUCUCCUCAAUGAAAAACUUACCGUUAGAGCUUCGAUGCCAAAAUCCCACGAUAAUAUUGGCUGGCAGACAUUUACCGAUAAUGUUAUCAAGGGCGUAAGCGACAAUCUUAGUCACGUGGUAUUCUUGUUAUGGGGAAACGCGGGAAAAAGAAAAGAAGGGCUCAUUGACGACAACAAGCACACGGUCAUAAAAACGGACCACCCUUCAGACAAACAGGGAGACUUUCACAACAGUUGCUGUUUUUCACAGAGCAAUUUUGCCUUAGUAAUGAAGGGACAGCAUCCGAUAGACUGGACACUACGACAAGAAACUUUUGACAAUGUUUUUAUAUGAGGUUGAUAUAUUUCUUGAUUGUUAUCAAUCACUGAUAAAAUUUGUCUAA
Messenger RNA from Ruditapes philippinarum (Manila clam), 888 nucleotides. RefSeq names its product uracil-DNA glycosylase-like. Gene Ontology annotation, cellular component: mitochondrion; nucleus. Gene Ontology annotation, molecular function: uracil DNA N-glycosylase activity. Gene Ontology annotation, biological process: base-excision repair; base-excision repair, AP site formation via deaminated base removal. Bases 105 to 839 code for a protein of 244 amino acids. The transcript is spliced from 5 exons. The record is from RefSeq and is a predicted model, not a curated record. Lineage: Eukaryota; Metazoa; Mollusca; Bivalvia; Venerida; Veneridae.